Penicillium brevicompactum is the source of this 2193-nucleotide messenger RNA. Its product is annotated as DUF2013 domain-containing protein. NCBI's taxonomy places the organism in Eukaryota, Fungi, Ascomycota, Eurotiomycetes, Eurotiales, Aspergillaceae. The coding region runs from base 1 to 2193 and encodes 730 amino acids. The record is from RefSeq and is a predicted model, not a curated record. Gene Ontology annotation, molecular function: Arp2/3 complex binding. Gene Ontology annotation, cellular component: actin cortical patch. Gene Ontology annotation, biological process: actin cortical patch assembly; actin cortical patch localization; endocytosis. The transcript is spliced from 6 exons.
AUGGAGCCUGAGGUCUCGGAGACUGAGUUCUGGGAUGAACUCCAAACGAUCGUCUCCAAGUCUUGUGACUCCGAAGACCUGAUCGACGACGCCCUCCGAGCUUAUCUCAGUCUAACGACUCAAUACAAAGGUGAAUACCUCCGAUCGGAAACCGAUAUCUCGCGCUGUUCCUAUAAGCUCUUCACGUCGAGUAUCUUUGCCAGUCAUGCGGACUACGUUCGACGACAGAUUAUCUACGGUCUCCUACAGGAAGAUGACCCAAACGUCCUCCAUUUCCUUGCGUCGUUCAUCCUCUUCGACGGCCGACAAAAUGAGAAUGUGCUUCAAAUGCUGAACUCGGAGGGCGCGUUUGCGCGUCUCCUUGAACUCAUACAGGCUAUGCGGAGGGCGGAUUUGGACGGCGAUGCGGGUCUCCAUCGCCUGUUGAUGGAUCUGAUUUAUGAGAUGUCGAGAAUACAACGAGUCAAAAUAGAGGAUCUGGUGCUUGUGGACGACGAUUUCAUUCGGUGUCUCUUUGAUAUCAUCGAAGAUCUGUCGUACGAUGUCACGGACCCCUACCACUAUCCUGUCAUUAGGGUGCUGCUGGUGCUCAAUGAACAAUUCAUGAUAUCAGCCCAUGACCCGGUUGAUGGUGCACCCUCGGGGCAUCUGACUAACAAGGUCAUCAAGAUCCUAUCCGUCUAUGGCGGAAUGUACAAAACAUUUGGAGAGAACAUUAUCCUUUUGAUCAACCGUGAAGCCGAAACAUCUCUGCAGUUGCUAACAUUGAAGCUUCUGUACCUCAUAUUCACAACCCCUAGCACGUAUGAAUACUUUUUCACCAAUGACCUUCAUGUCUUGGUCGACAUAUUGAUCCGAAACCUACUUGAUCUACCUGAAGAAGCAGCGGCACUACGGCAUACAUAUCUACGUGUGCUUUACCCGCUUCUGGCUCACACGCAGCUGCAAAACCCACCGCACUACAAACGCGAUGAGCUCCGAAGGCUACUGAGUGAUCUUGUUCGCGGUCAAGUCUCAUAUGGGGCUGACUCAGAACACGAGAAGAUCCUCCAUUUCGAAGAGGUUGAUGAUACAACGCGCCGACUUGUCGCUCGAUGUGCCACAGUCAAAUGGCUUCGAGAUGUUGAACAGCCCUCACAAGCAGAAACACAAGAAACCCUUACUCAAGUGGCAGAAACCACGAUUGACACUGUUCUGGACCAAGCUGAGCAGACUACCUCACCUGUGACGAUCAGUGAGCCAAUGGAUGUUCCACGUACACUCUCGCGAGCAAGCACCAUUGCAAGCUCGCCAGAUACGGCAUCACCCACCAGAAUGGACUCAUGGCACUCUUCCAAUGCACCUGGCAGUCGGAAACAAAGCUUAGUGCAGCGACUUGGCAUGCUAGAACCCGCCUCUGCAUCCUCGCUGAGCGUCCAGGCCGUUGCAGCACAGCACGAAAAGCCAGGCAUUAUCACCCCAAGUCGCAAAGAUGAAAAUGUUGCAGCUGCCCUCAGUGACGAGACACCAAUCAUCCGACCACCGAAAAUCAAACCAGAGCCACCAAAGUCCCGUCGCUGGCGCGGGCGCCGCCUGGCUGCGGACGAGGAGGACCAUCACUCCGCUGGCACCAGCAGCGACGGGAAUACCAUUCCCGAGGGCGUUGAAGUGAGCCCAACCACAGUAUUCACCCCUGUGACCCCUACCCUAUCAUCUCAGGCGAUUCCCGGCGAACGUCGCAACUCAGGCCCAAGUUCCAAUCUUGCACCCCCGAGCCUCCAGCCCCGGCGAUCAGCCUCAAACCCACCCCCUGCCGUCCCGCCUCCUCGUCGCUCAAACCACUCCACGCCCUCUUCAAGUCACCACCGGCCCGUAGCCCCGGUUUCUGGAACGGGCCGGCACGGACAGGCUCCACUCCCACCGAAGACGCGCCGCUGGGGCCGUGGCAAGGCUCAUGGGCAGACUGACUCCGUUGAAAGUGCAGCCAGCAGCGUCAGCCCUUCUAAGGAUCUUGAAUCUUUUGAAAAUUCCGCCGCUCUGGCUCAGCAAGAACCGCCGCCGGACAGCGGUGCGCCCUCUGAUCCAUUCUCGCCGAAGUCUCCGACUUUGUUGGUUUCUCCGGCUACGGACAGUGAGAAUGUUUCACCUGACGGCACCGGCGAUGGUGCACCCCUUAGUGUAGAGGAAGCGGUGCAAAAUGUCUCUUUGCAUUAA